Messenger RNA from Striga asiatica, 1597 nucleotides. Lineage: Eukaryota; Viridiplantae; Streptophyta; Magnoliopsida; Lamiales; Orobanchaceae. The record is from the annotation of a GenBank genome assembly.
AGACAAAUAGAGAGAUCCCAUUGUCAUUCUAGAAAUCUUCGACAAUUUGACAAAUUCUGCAAAUGUUAUACUAAAGUGAACAACUUUUUGGAUAUAAAAUCAAACGGAAUUAUGAAAAUCUAAUUUUUCAUCCCAUUCUAAAAGCAAACUAUAUCCAGUAAUUCAAUCCCAUCUAUGAAGAGAAAAGAAACAAAACCAAAAAUUACAUUAAGCAGUUAGUUCACAUGUAAUGAGCCCAUUUAUGCUCGUAUAAAAGUUGGGGACACUCUACUUCAUUUCAUUAUCUCCCCACAUCACCAAAAAGUAUAUCCUUUCUUUUUCUUUUCUUCAAGUUUUCUUUUUUAACGAACAUUACACACAAUACAACUCAAGGCCCCCUGCAGAAAAACAAGGCAAAAUUGAUGGCACUGAUUGAGGAGGAACAAGAAGAAAAGGUAGAUCAAGAAAAGAUUUCUAAGUUACGUGACCCAGGUUUUAUUAGCUCCAAUAGUGAAGAUACUGAGAGAAAAAGUUCAGCCAAAGCAAAUCUGCACGAACUGUGCACUAAAGCACGCUGGAAAAAGCCUGAGUUCGAAUGCUGCAAUGAAGAAGGUCUUGAUCAUCAGAAAUUGUUCACCUUUAAGGUUCUUGUUAGGGUUCGAGAGGAAUCCACAACAUUGGAGUGUUAUGGGAAUCCACGAGCAAAUAAAAAGGCAGCAGCGAAUGAUGCAGCUGAAGGUGCACCCUGGUGCUUGAAACACAUGGGUUAUGAGCUAAAGAAACAACAAAAAAGCCAAAAUAUCUCUGGUUUCAAUAUAUAUAGAAAAUAAAUUGUAUUUUCUUAGCCCAUACUAAAGUCAUAUAGUCAAUUCACUCUCUUUCAACAUUUUCAUUCGCUUUGUAAGGCUCAAAAAAUGAAAAGAUUACUCGAAUUACUAAACAUGGCGAAUAAUGAAUUCAUUUAGAUAACAAGCCAAAAUAAGAAGUUCGGUCUUUGUGAUCAUGCUAUAUCGCAUGCAAUCGACAUUAAAAUUAAGUCAAAUUAUACAGAUCAUUACAUAAUAGGAAAAAGGAGUUAGUGAGUAGAGAUAACAUUUAAAGGGAUAUCAUUUCUGGGAAAAUAAUAUACUUCCGCGCGCCUUCCCCAAAAGAGAGGCUUGUUUCCAUUGACGAUGCCCCCCAAAAGAUGGUCAUUUUACCAUAUUUAGUAAGCAAAUAUUUUCACCUUUCAUGUGUACCCCUAAGCUGUUUACUCAAUUGCACUCUUGGAAAUAAAGCAUUGCGGAAAACAAGUAAAAAAUGUAACUGUAAAUAUGAUUAUCAAAGGAAACGUAACCUUUUAACUAAUUUUUUCUUAAACUUUGUGAAAUAACCGUAAAUCUAUCUUUUAGAAACAGAAUGAGUAUUAAUUUAAGCCUGUGCAUGAUUACUAAGGCGGCGAUUUUCACCAUUCCUACAAACAUGAAACCGAAAUUUUCGGAGAUAAAAUUUGAGAGGAACAAAAAUAGUAGAAACAAUCUUCACAUACUUACUGCACAGAAAUGUUACUGAAAUAAAUCAAGCACAUUAUGUAUAAAGAUAUCAUAGACAAUAAUGCUAGCUUAUUGGGUAACCUUUC